Molecule: messenger RNA, 3646 nt
Organism: Prorocentrum cordatum
Lineage: Eukaryota; Dinophyceae; Prorocentrales; Prorocentraceae
Source: the annotation of a GenBank genome assembly
GCGCUUGGUGCCCGGGCAGCGACUCGUCGUCUGCUACAAUGACGACCCCGUCAACCACGAGCGGGUCCUCUUCUUCUCGAGCCUGCUUCCCCGCACGUGGGCGGCCCGCACGCCAGACGACGAAUAUGAGGAGGACUUCGCGGGCGCGGCGGAUCCAGCCUCGGGCCCCGAGGGAGCUGCGCUGAUGCCGGCGGACGGCAGCGCCCCGCCAGGCUGGCCGCGACCGAUCUAUCGCUUCAGGGCGCCAGUGACGCGUGCCGAGCUGCGGGCCGCCGUCGAGCGCGGCCGCGCCCUGGUCGAGGCACGUCUCCUUGGGAUCGCUCCGGCGGAGCCGCUGGAGGUGGCGACAGCCGACGGCGAACUCCCGGCCUGGGCCGACUUCUUCGGCCGCGAGCCGCGCCCUGGAGCGCACCGGCUGCGUGGCAAGCAGCCCCCCGCGCCGCUGGCGGACGACCGCAUCUGGGUCGCGGCCGAGCCGACCGCGAGCGCCUCCGUCGGCACCGCGGUGGAUCGCUCCGACGCGCGCUUCGUGCUGGGGACUGCGCUGAUGGCUUUGUUUGCAUUCGGUGAGGGCCUGCGCCGAGUGGAGACGCUGCUGGCGGAGGACCUGCCGGGCUACGCGGCGCGGCGUCGCGGCGCGAUGGGGCUGAGCGGAGACCUGCGCGUCCUCGAGGUGGAUUUCGACCCGCAGGGGGAGAGGUUCCAGUCCUUCAGGACGGCGCGCCGCGAGUCGACCCAGAGGGUCUUCCCCGACCAGCCGAUAGAGGGCCCCGCGUCAGUUUUGACGGUCUGCAAGAAUCUGAACAUGGAGCGCGCGAAUGGGGGCCCGAGGCGUUGCGUGACAUCCUCGUACUGGGCCGCCGUGUACGACCAGGUGAACCUGGGAGGCUUCCUGCGUCUUGAGAUGGCAGCGCGCCGCGUGGCGGGCCUGGUGGCGGUGCGCUCUGAGCCCGCCAAGCCCGUCAGGAGGCGCGCGCGGCUCUACGCGGGCAAGGGGCCAUGGGAGCUGUCCCCGCUGCCUCGCUGGCGCCUGUCGAAUCUGCCUAGCGACGACUCCAUCCGGGGUCGAGCCCUCUGGCGGCGCGAGCGGCUGGCGCUGGGGGUGGGCAGCGAGGCGGCGGGCGCACUGAACCGGCUCGCGGGCUGUCGGAUGGGGCCGACAUACUUCGACCCCGACCCGAUGCAGCUUGUAGUUUUGGAGCGGAUCUGCGAGCUGGUCCAGCGAUUCCUGAAGGAGCGCCCCGGGCGCAUGCUGCGCGACGGAACCCCGACACCCACUGUGGCGCCGUACUUCGACCCGGCGCUGAAGCGGAGCGCCGAGACAUAUCGACAUGUCGUCGCUGACCUGCGGCGCCGUGGCCUGCUGAAGUGGACGCCCCGCCCCCGCCGUCAGGUGGGGCUCUUUCUCGUGGAGAAGGACGGCGGGGAGCGGCUGCGCCUGAUCCUGGACGCGCGGCCUGCUGUCGAGCUCUUUGAGGCCCCGCCUGGCGUGGAGCUCUUCAGCGAGGAGGGCCUCGGCCGAGCGGGGUUCGCCUCGCCCGAGGGCGUGGGCCCCCGGGGCCCAGAGGCGGAGCAGCUCCUGCAGGGCUGCAACUUCUACUUGGUCCCCGCCGUCGCCCUGGGCGUCGAGGGCCAGCUCUGGGAGGGCCGCCCGCUGGAGCGGCAUGACCUGGCGAGCCCCUGCCGGGGGGUCUCCCCGAUGGGCCUCACCUGGAGCCCGCGGGCCGCGCAGCGCAUCGACGAGGGCAAGGUGAUGGAGAUUUGCCGCCGUCUGGCGCAGAGCCCUCUGGCUGACCGAGGCAGGCCGCCCGUCUUUGGCCCGGCGGGCCCUGCCGGCCACGCGGCCCGCUACGUCUACGCGGGCAACUUUGGCGUCGCCUCUACCUCGGAGCCCUUGGUCUCCGACGCCGUGCAGCAGCUCGUCCGCGGCUUCGACGAGCAGGGCUUGCUCCUCCACGGCAGCUCCGUGAGCCUGGAGGCCGAUGCCCUAGGCGCCGAGGCGACCAGCGGGCUGCUUCGCAGACGUCGUCUGACGGGCUGGGCCGUGGAGGUCCUUGUGGGCCACUGCGCUUACGCUGGACUGCUGGCACGCGGCGCCCUCGGCGUCUUCCACGCGGUCUACGCCUUCAUGGGGAAGUUCUACUCCGCACCUGCGACGCUCUGGCCAGAGACCCGCAUGGAGCUGGAGGUGUUCCGAGGCUUGCUGAUAUUCCUGGAGAGCGACUGGGCGCUGCAGUGGGACGAGCUGGCGGCGGCCACGGACAGCAGCUCGGAGGCGGGGGCGGCGCCCGCCACCCGUCGCUGCUGGGCCGCUGGCGGCGAGUGGCGGCUGGCAGACAUGGGCGACGACGCGGAGCUGGCCGCUGCUUGGGGGGCCGACCCAGGCUGCCCAGAGGUGCCCGCGGCGGGGCUCGCGAGCAGCCGCCGGCGCGCGAAGCAGGUGCAGCGCUGGAGGCUCGAGGAGGGCAUCCUCAUCAAUGAUGCCGGAGCGCCGGCGAUGGGCGCCCGUCGAGUCGCCGAGUCAGUGUUCGGGGCCGCCUGCCGCCAACUGAUUCUGCCGGAUAACAGGCGCCAGCUGGAGCGGCCGGCGCAGGCGCCGCUCGGGGCGAGGCCCCCGCAGCUGCCGCGGUCCGCUCCGACGAGCGCAGGGCUGGCCCCAGCGCCGCGCCACCAGAAGACAUUGUCGGCGGCCCAGCGGUCGCCGGACUGGAAGGACUGGCAGCGCCAGAUCGCGGCCGACAGCGACGGCGACAGCAGCGCCUCCGACGAGCAGCAGGCCGCGCAGGACGGCGACAGGCGCGAGAAGGAGCUGCUGAGGUGGUGCGGUCUGGAGCUGGACUCCUUCUUGGAGUUCUGCGACGCGGAGCCGCGCCGCCCGCUGCGUUCGCCCGCGCAGGUGGACGACGCCCUCGUGGAGCACAUGGACGCGCCGUUCUUCAGUGGCCACGACUCGUCGAAGGGCGACCAGGUAAUGGCGGGCCUGAUGUACAGGUUCCCAGAGUACUCGAAGCAAGGCGAGUCCAAGACGCUGCGAGCCUGGCGUUGCCUCCGGGGCUGGCGCAAGCUGGCGCCGGGGCGGGGCCGCCUAGCCUGGCCGCUGGCCCUCUGGCGCGGGCUGGCUUGGCGCAUGGUGGCGCGCGGGGCGCUGCAGAUGGCCAUCCUCCUGCUCGCCAUGGUCUCGGGCUAUUUCCGACCCAGCCGCCUGCUCUCUUUGACGCGCGGCAACAUCAUCGCGCCGGCGCCAGGAGCGCGCCGCUGGCGGUCGCUGGUCCUCUACCCAGAUAACAAGCCGCUGCGCAGCAAGACGGGUCUGGUCGACGUCGGAGUGAUGCUGGACAUCGGCUGUUUUCAGUGCGCCACGCCCAUCUUCCGCGAGCUCGGGCAAACGGCUCCAGAGGUAAGGGUGUGGGACUUCAGUUGCCUUCAGUUCCUGAAGAUGUUUCGGAUGCCGCUGCAGGACACUUUAAAGCUGGAUAAGGGUUUCCGCAGUUUGGGCGGCAUUUGCUCGGCCUCAGGAAGACCGCGCGUCGUGCUCGAGGGCAGGGCCCCGUCCGGGGCCGCGUGGACUUUCUCUGCCGCGUCCCACCCGGCAGAAUUAGCUGACUGCGUGGUGAACUGUUUGCUUAGCCGCCACAGGGACCUCGAG